UCAUGAAUCCACUCAAAUCGGACUUAAGAUGUAUUUAACUCAGCUAGGUGUAUAAUUUGCAGCGCUUGGCUUGGGUAAAUACUGUUUAUUGAGAAAAAGGAUUCUAGUAAGUAACAAACUGCACGUUUGUUACCUUACUUCCGGAGGUAUUCUUGAAUAUACGUCCGUGAAUGUAUUAAAAUUUCCUAGUCUGCAUCUGCGAACGAUUUAGGAUCCGUAACACAAACAUCUGUAAAUGCAAGCAAUAUCGAGAAAAGAAUGAAUGUAUCAGCAUCAUUGAAAAAGCAGAAUCGAAUAGCUCUAGUCCGCCAUUGGAUUUCUUAAGGCUUUCAGAUGUCGAUUGAACUGGAAUGCACAUAAACAAGGAUCGGAAGGUAGCAACAUCCGAAACCUUUGUUUCAACAAUGGAUAUUGUUUCUGGAUUUCUGUGAUGGCUGUGUGGAUUUUAUUGGAGACCGCAGACAUAUUUUGAGAGGAGAGAGGUAACGCAUGAGCGGAUGAGCGCUAAAUGUCUGGAGAAAGAAUUGGAAGGCCACAGAUAUCUUGAUACGCAUAAGUGAAAGGAAAUCCACCGUGGUCAAUCAAUUUCUUCAUGUUGGCACAAAAAAGAAAUUUUAUGAUGCUGACUGAAAAAUAGCAACAAUUGUCAAUUAUGAAGCCCAUAGGGGAAUACUGCUGAUUUUAAAGGCUUCUGGGAUUUGCCUUAGGACUCUGUAUAAACUUGUAGCUUGCUGAGAUUUCAACCAAAUACCAAACAGGAUCUCUAUAUUUCUGGAGACCCAUUGUAGAAAAUGUCACUUCACCUGGAGAGGCAACCAUGGCUCAACUGCAUAUUUAGAAGGGUGAUGGCUCAUCCAGUGCGAAUGGGAUUUGAUAUAACCUUCCUUCUAUGGAUUCUUGGAUUUGCGUUAAAAGGCAACCUGGUGCUCUGCCAGAAAUUAGAUGACACUUAUCCAGUUGUGAACACCAAUUAUGGCAGACUGAGGGGGAUUAAAAAAGAACUGAGUAAUGAAAUCUUGGGCCCAGUAAUCCAGUAUCUAGGUGUACCAUAUGCUGCUUCACCAACAGGAGAUCGUCGCUUCCAACCCCCUGAACCCCCUUCUUCUUGGUCAGAAAUCCGAAAUGCCACACAUUUUGCACCAGUCUGUCCCCAGAAUAUACAUGGUAUGUUACCAGAUGUUAUGCUUCCAGUGUGGUUUACUGCCAACUUGGAAGUAAUUGCCUCUUAUGUCCAAGAACAGAAUGAAGAUUGCCUCUUUCUAAACAUAUACGUACCUACUGAAGAUGUCAAAAGAAUAUCGAAGGAAUGUGCCAGAAAACCCGGCAAGAAAAUAUGUAGAAAAGGAGGUCCCCUUGCAAAGAAACAGGCUGAUGAUUUAGGUGAUAAUGAUGGCGCAGAAGAUGAAGAUAUUCGAGAUAGUGGACCUAAACCUGUUAUGGUCUUCAUCCAUGGUGGAUCAUACAUGGAGGGCACUGGAAAUAUACUUGAUGGAAGUGUACUUGCAAGUUAUGGCAAUGUCAUAGUCAUUACUGUCAACUACCGGCUUGGUGUUUUAGCGGCGUCUUCUUGCAUUAUAUUACAUUGUCAGUGGGAAGAGUUGAAAGAUGACUUGCUUCCAUUUCUUCAGCAACACUUCUUAUCAAAUAACGAGAAUGCUCCAGAUGGAUUUUUAAGCACCGGUGACCAAGCUGCUAAAGGAAAUUAUGGGCUUCUUGAUCAAAUACAAGCAUUACGUUGGAUUAGUGAAAAUAUUGCUUUCUUCAGUGGCGAUCCAUUACGAAUAACUGUUUUUGGAUCAGGCGCUGGUGCCUCUUGUGUCAAUCUGUUGACUUUAUCCCAUUAUUCUGAAGGUAACCGUUGGAGCAAUUCAACCAAAGGACUUUUUCAGAGGGCAAUAGCACAAAGUGGUACCGCUUUGUCCAGCUGGGCAGUCAGCUAUCAGCCAGCAAAGUUCGCAAGGCAGUUAGCCACUAAAGUUGGCUGCAACAUGAUAGAUACCAUUGACUUGAUAGAAUGCUUACGUACUAAGCAGUACAAAGAACUUGUUGAACAAGACAUCCAGCCUGCAAGAUACCACAUUGCUUUUGGACCAGUCAUUGAUGGAGACGUUAUACCUGAUGAUCCUCAAAUUCUAAUGGAACAGGGUGAAUUUCUUAACUAUGACAUAAUGCUGGGAGUAAAUCAAGGUGAGGGAUAUAAAUUUGUCGAAAGCAUAGUGGAUAAUGAGGAUGGAGUUUCAGCCAGCGAUUUCGACUUUGCUGUAUCUAAUUUUGUGGAUAACUUGUAUGGUUAUCCUGAAGGAAAGGAUGUCCUGAGGGAGACCAUCAAAUUCAUGUACACAGAUUGGGCAGAUCGACAUAAUCCAGAAACACGGAGGAAAACAUUGCUGGCUUUGUUUACUGACCAUCAGUGGGUGGCACCAGCAGUGGCUACAGCUGAUCUUCACUCAGGCUUUGGUUCACCUACUUUCUUCUAUGCCUUUUAUCAUCACUGCCAGAGUGACAUGAUGCCAGCUUGGGCUGAUGCUUCUCAUGGAGAUGAAAUCCCUUAUGUAUUUGGAGUUCCAAUGAUUGGUGCUACUGAACUGUUCCCUUGUAAUUUCUCCAAAAAUGAUGUCAUGCUAAGCGCUGUUGUGAUGACAUACUGGACUAACUUUGCAAAAACAGGAGACCCAAAUCAGCCUGUUCCUCAGGAUACAAAAUUUAUCCACACAAAGCCAAACCGUUUUGAAGAGGUUGCCUGGUCAAGAUAUUCUCAGAAAGAUCAACUUUAUCUUCACAUUGGACUGAAACCACGAGUUAAAGAGCAUUAUAGAGCUAAUAAAGUCAAUUUAUGGUUGGAGUUGGUUCCUCACUUACAUAGUCUAAAUGACAUUUCUCAAUACACUUCUACAACAACAAAAGUUCCUUCGGAAAUUACACACAGACCAUCAAAGAAAUGGUCUGUUACUACCAAGCGUCCUGUGACAUCAGUCUUUCCAACUGUCAAACAGGAUGACCAAAAGCAUUCAGCCGGUCCUUUCUUGGUUGAUCAAAGAGACUAUUCAACAGAGUUAAGUGUUACUAUUGCAGUUGGAGCCUCCUUAUUAUUUUUGAACAUCCUUGCCUUUGCAGCAUUGUAUUAUAAGAAGGAUAAGAGGAGGCAUGAUGUGCACAGAAGAUGCAGCCCUCAGCGUAACACUUCCAAUGACCUGACUCAUGCACAAGAAGAAGAGAUUAUGUCACUACAGAUGAAGCACACAGAUCUUGAUCAUGAAUGUGAUUCUAUCCAUCCACAUGAGGUUGUUCUGCGGACAGCCUGUCCUCCGGAUUACACAUUAGCAAUGAGGCGAUCUCCAGAUGAUAUACCUUUAAUGACCCCCAACACCAUUACAAUGAUUCCAAAUACCAUACCUGGAAUGCAGCCUCUCCAUACAUUCAACACUUUUACUGGAGGACAAAACAACACACUUCCACAUCCUCAUCCCCAUUCACAUUCAACAACCAGGGUAUAGCCAGACAAAGAUUUUAAGAAAAUAAGAAAUUGAACAGGUAUGAGAUUGCUAGUGAAGAUCAUAUUUAAAUUGGUGUUCAUGGUGCAUGACCAUUACUACAUAAUAGCAGAAAACAAUCUGUUGGAAAUUGUAACCAAUAUCUUUGGGCAUAUUCCUGAGAGGCAAGUAGGUUUGGAAACAUCUGAUCAAUGUAAAACAAAAACUCUCAUAGAUGGCAAUCUUUCACAAUUCUGUUGGAAAUCGAGAAGUAUUUUUCUCUGAAGAUUUGGAACUACAUGUUAAGCUUUGGUGCCAAAAGCAAUGUUGUACCAUUAGGCAUGUGUGAUGCAAGUGAAGAUGGAUUUAACAAACAAAAUGAAGCCUACACAAAUGCACAAGGAGCAGAUUCAAAAGAUAACACAAAUUCUGUUUAUUUUAUUUUUGGAACAGUGCCAUUGUACAAAUUUACAUAUGAAUCUACAUGAAGUACAUACUAUUAGGUUUUGAGUAGAGUAUUCAUGCACAAGGAUUUGACUGCUCUCUUUCAGUAAGACAGAAGAAAAAAACAGUUACUGCCAUGAACAGCUUUUUGCAAAGUGUUAUCGACACAAUUUUGGCAAAUAUGGGAACAGGACAUUUUUAGCACGAUACGCAUGAUUAUUUAUCUGCUUGGUGACUGUGCUGCUCAAUAAGCUGUGAUAAGAACAUACUUUGCAUCCCCACUCAAAUUCCCGUUAAAAAUAUUUCCUUCAUCAAAUGGCACAAACUGAGGAAGAGUUUGAUGCAAAUCCAAUACAAUAAGCUCUUAGUAGUUUUAAUGAAAAAAGAUCAAAGAAAGUAGUUUUGUAUAAAUGUGUGCUAGAAUAAUUGUUACAGUGAACACUCACAAUCAUAAGUUCUAGAAAAGGGAAUUUUCAGUGUUGUAAUUUUUUUCAUCAAAUUCCUUUCCUUUUCUAGCUUUCUUUAGUGUCAAUUUAUGAGACAGGUCGUGCAGUAAGGGAAGUCUGGUUUGCUGUAAUUUAUCUAUAGAUAUUUUUGAAGUUGUUUACAAGAGUAUCUUUGCCCUAUAAGUUUGUGCAGAGGCUGAUGAGGAAACAGACCAUAUGCCAAUGUAAAUGGAAGUUACAAUAAAUGCUGAUUCAGAAUUAGUUUUAUUAAUGGACAAUUUGAUAGGAUUUUAUAAGACUGUGUAUGCAGUGAGAAUGACAUUUGUCUUUCUAAUAAUUCAAAACUACAAAUGUGAGAUCAGUCAUGUUGUACUCAUAUGAGAUAUAUGGAAAAAAAAUGGCAGAAAAUUAUUAUUGCUAAUCAUUCUUGUUUCUAUUAGCCAAGUGAAUUGAAAGUUUACAACUUGCUCAAUAUAAUGUUACCAUGUAGCAUUGAUUGGAUGUAACACCACUGCCACUUUUUCAGAGGAUAUUAAUGUUGCCAGAAGUACUUUUGCCAAAUUAUUUUUUAUUUUCUGUGGUAUGAAUAGCUUACAACAUUUGUUUGAUUUGCUGUGCAUGCCUAAAAGCUCUUUGAUUUAACUGAAAGCAUGUUACCACAAAAUUUAGUUUUGUCACUUUUUGAAUAUUAAUUGCUGGCAUUUUUGUCUUAAAGUCAUUUAAGUACUUGUCUGAUCAUCCACUCCAUACUUACAAUCAGUGUGUAAUAGGUACUAUAUGAUUCACUAUAAAUCAUAAAGAUGUCAGAGACAAAUUAAAGUUAAUAAUUUAGUGUCACAUAUAUAUUUGCUGUUCACUUAAAGUAUUUUCUAGUAACUGCAAGAGUCAGAACUGAUUUAGAAGAUUUUUUUUCUGAUAAAAGUUUUUCCAGAAUAGUGGCAAUAAAAAUGUAAUUGGAAGAAACUCUAAACAGGCUUGGGAUUUGUGAGGCAAUUUGUAAAGGGAAGGGAUAAUGCUCACUAAUUACUUAAUGCAAUGUUUAAAAUUAAGGUUUCUGACUUUUAUGGUUUCUCUGAAGUCUUAACACAGUUAAUUAACUCUCACAUAAUAGAUUGUGAUAUGAAAAGCAAUUGUUUAAAUGUUAACAUCCAUUGUUUUUAAAAAGGUGACCUUGGACACUAGACAUUAUUUUUGAAGAAGUUCCCUUUUGAUAACCACAUGCUUUGGUAAUCUGACAUUCAUUUAAAAUAAGAACUUAGAAAUUUGUCUUCUGAAAUAUUAUUUAGUUUAUAUACAUAUAUAUUAUAUAUCUUUAUAUAUAUAUAUAUAUGUGUGUGUGUGUUUCUGUAAAUUGGUUACCUGGAACUGCUGUAAUUUUAUAGCACAUGCUUUUAUUGUGUUGAACAUAAAAAAAGGUAGAUUUCAAAAACUAUUCGAUAGCUGGCACAAUAGAAACUUUAAUCAUUCUGUAGUAAACACCAUUUUUUCUUAAUAUUUUGUUCAUGAAAAGCUUGAGCAGAAGCAGAACUGUAUGAAAAUUUUGUAAAUACUAGAAGUCGAGCACUCUGUUCAGCCAGCUUUCAGUGAUGUUAUCUGUAAAAUGUAUGUAGAAGGUUGAAAGAUGUUUGUAGUUGAAGGCAUGCAGUAUAGCACAAAUUGAAAUUCCCUUUACUUUUAGUAGGGAUGUGCUAUUUUUAAAAUCAUACAAUAAUGAAAGUUCUAGGAAGAAGGUUUAGAAUCUGAAUGAAUGCUUGCACCUAAUUAAACUUUUUCCUGCAAUAUUGAGAUUUCAUCAUUUAUGUUGAUUUGGAAUUUCUUUUGCAUUAGAAUUAUAAAGUAUUAGCUAAUAUUCAGAUUGAACUUCUGACAUAUUUCAGCUUUAAUGUUGUAAGAAGAUGGUUACUGAAAUCUGUUGUGUGUAUUUCACAUGAAUAUUGUGACACAACUAGGGAAAUUAAAAUAAUAAGACCAUCAAAAGUGCCCUGACACUUCUUGUUGCUUGUAAAUUGUUUCUUCUGUGCUGAUUGUUUCAGGCAUUUUGGCUUUUUCAUUUUCCAGUAAUAAGUUGUAUUUGAAUAUUGCUACUUAAUGUAAGUGGCAUUAGAUAAGUUAACUGAGUGGUUCUUCUUAUGGAACAUUCACCAAAAAAAUUUGAUUAUUAAAGUGCACAAUAAUCAUUUGUUUAGGAUAUUUUCACAGCCAGAGUUCAUAACAUAAUGCAUAUUCUACAAAUAUUUGGCAUUACACAUUUAAUGAUUUUGUCAUUUGUAUUUAUCAAGCAUAUUCCUGCCAUUUGGCACAAGCAGGUGCAACCAUUUUGUUUUGUUUUUAAAGGCUUGAAAGCCUCAAGUGACGAUAUGAAUUGUGUUUAAACAUCCAUGACUUUCAAGUUUUUUUUAAUAUCAAUAAAUAUUAUCAUAUUUUUAA
Molecule: messenger RNA, 6787 nt
Organism: Chiloscyllium plagiosum (whitespotted bambooshark)
Lineage: Eukaryota; Metazoa; Chordata; Chondrichthyes; Orectolobiformes; Hemiscylliidae
Source: RefSeq, a predicted model, not a curated record